UUAUAGCCCAGCCCCCGGCAUAUGAGACUAUAACUUGAGUGAAAAGGGUUUUGAAUGUUACAGGGCUCCAAAUCCCUUGGGAGCAGUGUAAAGAAAGCCUUGUGCAACCUCUGGCAGGAAUCGGGGCUGGCGUGACCUCCGCGGAGGCUGCUGCUAACGGGACGCUUGCUCUCCGGGACGCGAGGCUAAGAGGCGUCUCUAUGGUGAAGUACACAUAGAGCGGUGCCCCGCUUCCCCACGCGGUGGGACUGCGCAUGCGCUGCGGCUGCAGCUUUGGCAAGAUGGCGGAGGAAGAGCAAAGAAAGAAGAUCCCUUUGGUUCCAGAAAACCUCCUGAAAAGGAGGAAGGCGUACCAGGCCCUCAAAGCCACCCAGGCGAAGCGGGCACUUUUGGAAAAGAAGGAGCAGCGGAAAGGAAAAGAUAUCAGGUUUAAGCGACUGGAAUGGUUCCUGCACGAUGCCUGGCGGCAGCAGCGUGACAAGGUGCGCCUCAGACGGCUGGAAGUGAAGCCGCACGGUUUGGAGGUGCCAGAUGAACAUUCCUUGGCCUUCGUUGUGCGCAUCCAAAGGAUCAGGGGGGUGAGCUUACUGGUACAGAAAACCAUUGCAAGGCUUCGCCUGAAGAAGAUUUUCAGUGGUGUCUUUGUCAGAGUGACCCCCAAGACCAUAAAAACGCUGCGUAUAGUGGAACCGUAUGUGACCUGGGGAUUUCCCAAUCUGAAGUCUGUCCGGGAGCUCAUCUUGAAACGUGGACAAGCCAAGGUCAAGAAUAAAGUCAUCCCUUUGACAGACAACACAGUGAUUGAGGAGCAUCUGGAAUAUCUGAAAGCACACUGCAUUGGAAGCAUGUGUUUCUGUUUUUUGGAAUUAUCCAGUAUCUUCAAAGAAGAUUAUUUUCUGCUAUAUCUUCAGAAACUGCAGGGGAAGGGUCAGGGAAAAGAUGGUGGUGAUGUCCCACUUCCAAAGGAAAAGUGCAGUGUGUUUCCCACGUUGGGCACUGCUGCCACCUCUGAAAUCAGCCAAGGACUCAUGCCAUGGAGGAGAGGGUCCUGCGUCACAGAUAGGAGAUGUCCUCGUCACAUCUGUGCCCAAGCGUGAACUCAAGACGGCAGUGGGCCCAGCCCAGACGCAUGCCUGAACUUGGGGUUCCCAAUGCCUCGUUUUGGAAAGAACUUGAAAUACAUUUAGAAGAGCACAAAAAUGGGGCUCCGUUGUC
Molecule: messenger RNA, 1215 nt
Organism: Myotis davidii
Lineage: Eukaryota; Metazoa; Chordata; Mammalia; Chiroptera; Vespertilionidae
Gene: RPL7L1
Product: ribosomal protein L7 like 1
Exons: 6
Coding region: 255-1097 (280 amino acids)
Biological process (GO): maturation of LSU-rRNA from tricistronic rRNA transcript (SSU-rRNA, 5.8S rRNA, LSU-rRNA)
Cellular component (GO): cytosolic large ribosomal subunit
Molecular function (GO): structural constituent of ribosome; RNA binding
Source: RefSeq, a predicted model, not a curated record